Racocetra persica is the source of this 135-nucleotide messenger RNA. The record is from the annotation of a GenBank genome assembly. NCBI's taxonomy places the organism in Eukaryota, Fungi, Glomeromycota, Glomeromycetes, Diversisporales, Gigasporaceae.
ACAAAAUGUUUGGAAUGAUUGUCUAUAUAAAAAUUUUGAUAGUUUAAUAACUGAAUCUACAUUUUCCUGUCAGUUUAUAAUCCAUCUUGUUGACUUUUUAAGGGAUAAUACAACUCAUAUUUUUCAAACUGCUUG